This is a messenger RNA of Rhipicephalus sanguineus (brown dog tick), 1119 nucleotides long. RefSeq names its product RB1-inducible coiled-coil protein 1. The annotation marks the transcript as partial. The record is from RefSeq and is a predicted model, not a curated record. The transcript has 6 exons. Gene Ontology annotation, biological process: reticulophagy; piecemeal microautophagy of the nucleus; positive regulation of protein phosphorylation. Gene Ontology annotation, molecular function: protein kinase binding; molecular adaptor activity. NCBI's taxonomy places the organism in Eukaryota, Metazoa, Arthropoda, Arachnida, Ixodida, Ixodidae. Gene Ontology annotation, cellular component: extrinsic component of membrane; phagophore assembly site membrane; Atg1/ULK1 kinase complex.
CUUUAACUCUUCAAGAUACCAUGACCGCGUACGACACGCGAUAAGCUACCGUUACGUUGUACCACCUUUGAAAUGCCCCUCAUAUUCCGCGCUAUCAUUGCCCUCUUGUCUAUUUGCGUUGUUGCUGCCGCAGUUGGCAGCGUUUCCCAUACGGGACUAUCGCGAGCUGGCAACACUAAUAUAAACAUGGCGGUCAGCUGUUGGAAAUCGCAGAACAGUGGGUGAUUAGAGAAGUGGCCGAGGAAACGAAACGCGUAAUCGUAAGCGUCCAUAAAUUUCCGAUAAAACUUGUCCCACUACGCCAGAUGUCGUUCGAAGGACGCGACCGUCACAUAGGCCGGAAUUCGCAUGCUGCGGGAGCGUCCGAGGCUGACAGUCUACGACGGGACCUGCCAGUGCGAGCAUGAUACUACGGUGCCUUGUCGAUACGGCGCAUCGGCUGAUCAACUCCCAGUUGGCUCCGGCGAAAAGCUUUUUCGCACCCUACGCACCCGACUCCGACGGAGCGUUCAACUACCUGCGACUGUUUUCUUAGGUCGGCAAGAAAGUCAAGAUGCUGUACGUCUUCCUCGUCGAUACUGGCAAGAUGGUGACCUUUGAUAUGAAUCACGCCGUCGAAAGUGUGGAGCAUCUCAAAGCUGUCAUUCAUCAGCGGUUCAAUGUGCUGCCCGAGAAACAAGUGCUGCUCAUCAGCGGAGGCGAGAGUCUUCAUCCGACAGCUUCUGUAGGCAGCUACAGCGCGGGCACCGACACCAACCCCAUCUACUUCUUCAACAAGGUUUCUAUUGAAUCUGACACCCUCGACAGGUCCAAUGAACUCGUCACGUCGGACCAGGACGUGACGCUUGAAGUAGAAGCGGUGGUGAACCUGCCGCCCUCAUUUGACACUGUCGUUGCGAGGACGCAGCUUGCCGAGGAAUUCUGUGAGCGUGCUCGGCAGGAACUGAGAGUUUCUGAGUGUCUCGUCCAUGAACAGCACUUGCAGCAGCAGGGCUGGGCCGCUGUGGUUGCCAACCUCGACGACAUGACGAGGAGUCUGAAGAACAACGCAGCAGGCAUCGAACAGGAACUGACAGAGUUCCUCAGCAGCCACCAGUUGCACAUGGAACUGCUCGAGAG